Molecule: messenger RNA, 742 nt
Organism: Orussus abietinus
Lineage: Eukaryota; Metazoa; Arthropoda; Insecta; Hymenoptera; Orussidae
Exons: 4
Coding region: 42-716 (224 amino acids)
Source: RefSeq, a predicted model, not a curated record
CAAGGAAUUCUACUGGUAUCCGUCCUGAAACGAAGACCAUCAUGGAAGGAAAGAUUUUAUACGCUAUGGUCGCCCAUUGGGAAAAAACAGGAUACAGAAUCGUCGCCGAUCAUCCCGUGGACCAGGCACUGACCUAUCGUAAUGUCGCUCUAGCAGCGAUCGAAAGUGCUCCACCUUCGGAGGAAAAAUUCAGCACGGAGCAGGGAAAAUACACAGUGCACAUUGUCAUAAGCGAGCUUCGAUAUGCAUGUUUAACAUGCAGUCCGGAAUGCUCAUCCUCGGCUCCUCGUCAAGCUUCGUAUUGUCAUAUUUUUUUGGACAGAGUUAGAAGCGUUUACAAGGAAAUACCAAUUUUUGCAGAUUUAUCCAGUAAAUUUUCAGACCUCUCGAUCAUCGACCUCUCGGCUCCACUGAAAAAGCUGAUGGAGGAACACAAUCAUUUGGAGUCGAAUGUACUGCCCAGAUUAGAAUGCGAGCUCGCGGAAAUUCGAAAAGCUCUCAUGGAAGGAGUUCAAAAAUUAGUGGACAGGGGUCAAAGACUGGAAGAACUAGUCAGAAAAACGCAGACGUUACAAAUCACGGUGCACAGGGAUUUCCGAGGACCUUUGAGAUCAGCCAGAAAACGAAGAAACAUCUUGAUAGCGUUUAUUACGACAACCUCUAUAUUUCUCUCGACUACUCUCUUUGUCAUUCUUCUCUACUUCGGUAUCAUUUAAGACUUCGCCAUGAUUUUAGUAAUAAA